AUGGGAAUCGCACGAGACGCAUCAUCAAAGUUCGUUCAGCUCUUUUGUGACUGGGCCGUGCGUCGGCUCUGGAUGACAGUACGCCUAAAUGAAAAGGAGGCAGACCUGGUGCUGGCAUGGCUGCGAGAGCAGCCUGCAAUCCAUGAUGCCUCGGAACUGUGGCUCUACGGACAACGCUCAGAGGGCAAAGCUACCCGUUAUGAGUAUGAGCCAGAGAUAAAAGUGACAUCGCGUCUGCGGUGUCGACGACCAGAUGGAUCUAGUCAAUGGGUGUGGAUCACCCGCGAGAGCCGCGAGGGCUCUGGUGGAAACAGAGCCACGGUGUCCAUUCUUGGUCGAGACAAGGUGGUCUUGGAGAAGAUGCUGGAGGAGGGCCGUGAGAUCCAGCGGCGCAAGCGGGAGAAGUUCCUGACCGUCGUGCAAGUUUACGACUUUGGGAAGGAGCAUGGCCUGAAUUGGUUGCACCCGCAGGACAAAGACCGAAAGCAGCCUGGUCGGUCAAUAUCCUCAGUGGUGCUGCCGCGCUGUUGCCCCGGGAGCUCGGGCAUAGACCAAGCAGAGGCUUUGCUGGAAGACGCUCGGGAGUUUCUGAACUCGGAGACCUGGUAUACGGAGCGUGGCAUUCCCUACCGCAGGGGUUAUCUGCUCUAUGGCAUUCCAGGUGGAGGCAAAAGCUCUUUGAUCAUGGCCGUUGCGUCCGAGCUGCGGCUGCCAAUUUACAUGAUGAGCUUUUCUUCCGAGCGGAUGAAUGAUGAAGUGCUGAGCUCACUUCUGCAGUAUGGCAUGCAUGAUCCACCUACCAUCCUCUUGUUGGAGGACGUUGAUCUUCUCCAUACUGCAGUGCUCAAUCGUCAUCGGCAGCUACAAGACUCUGCUGGUGACUCCAGUCCUACCGACAGGGACAAGGACAGCUCAGACAAGGGCUACGAGAAGAGUCGCCGCGGACGCCUGACGCUUUCUGGGCUGCUGAACGCUCUGGAUGGUCCCACAGCAACGACUGGGAGGCUCCUCUUCAUGACAACGAAUGACCGAGAUGCACUUGAUCCUGCGCUGCUGCGGAGCGGCCGAAUCGACUAUGAGUUGGAGUUCAAAGCUGCCGUGCCGGACCAGAUACAGCGUCUCUUCACUCGGUUUUAUGCCGACUUUGGAGGCUCCACGUCGGCUCAGUCGCCGGCGGCAGUCAAGGCGCUGCCUGAUGAAGGCGACGGAGCUCUUGCCGAGCUCACCACUGAGGAACUUGCUCAGCUUUUUGCCAAAAAGCUGGACAGUUCCUCAAAGCGGCUCACAACCGCAGACAUUCAGCGGCACCUCAUGAAGCGCAAGAAGAGUCCUCGGCGGGCUGUGGAAGAGGUGCAAGAACUGCUUGAUACCUUCUCUACCGGGGAUGACAUCCAGGCAUCGGUGCGAGACCCAUCCUGCCCCACAAAGUGA
Molecule: messenger RNA, 1431 nt
Organism: Symbiodinium pilosum
Lineage: Eukaryota; Dinophyceae; Suessiales; Symbiodiniaceae
Source: the annotation of a GenBank genome assembly